AUGCCUCCAAAGAAAAAGCAAUCUACAAAGAAGAGAAAGAAAGAUGAUACUGAUUCCGAUGAUGACUACUCGGAAGAUGUUAUUGGUGAAGAAGAAUUGGUAGAAACUAAAUCAAAAUAUGAUUGGUCAACAAUUAAUAUUGAUGCUACCGUCAAGAGAUUCCACGAAUUGGAUCAACAGAUUUUAAAAUUGGAGGAGGAAAGACAACAAGCUCUCAAGAUUUUAAAAUCUCAUCCACAAACACUGGUACAAUAUUCUACUGUCAAUAGAUAUGAAAAGACAAAGGAGGGUUUUCAAUCAUCUGGCUUUUAUGACUUGGGAUCUGAUUGUUUGACUUUAAUUUUCGAUUUUUGUUUUGCAAGACAAGUUGUGGAGGCUCCAUUUGUUAUCAAAUUAUUUGGAAUGACAACAAAAAUUAGACAAGCUCUUUUGAAUUCAAAUUUCAUUCUAGGUAUUGCACAACCAAAUUACAAAUUCAAUGUCAAAGCAAUGCCUAUAUUUACUCGAUUAUAUGGUUUAGAAAUAGUACUUGAUAGUGAUAGAAUUACUAUUGCUGAUCAUUUAUUGAAAAAAGGAAGCAAACUAUCACAUCUGGUUGUGAGGGAUGACAUUUCUUUGGAAAAAAAUUCAUUAACAGAGGAAUUGAAAGACAAGAUCAAAUCAAUUCAACACUUUUCUUCCAGAAAUGCGCGUUCAAGAAAUACCUUUGGCUCAUUCAACUCUCUUGAACAUUUCAGCACAUUAUCUUUUUGUAGAGUAUCAAAAAUACCAAAUGCCAAGAGUGCCAUUAUUACUGCACCAACAGUCGAGUUUGGCUAUAUUCCUCAACUUUUUGAAAAGAUAACAGAUCUUUUAGUUGUUAUUUGCCCAUCCUGUAAAACAUCAAAGGCUAACUUUAGUGAAGAUAGGCUCUUUGGAACCAUUAAGGCAAAGUAUUUCGUUUCAGUUAGAUUUCAAUCCAAGUCUAAAAAACCAGAUUUGAUGGCUAGUUCUUCAUUCUCUGUUAAGAUAUUUGAACAGGUAGAGGGUUUGGAUGAUGAUGCUCCAUCGUCAAGCAAGUAUUUAGCGAUGCCUAAUCAAAUACACUUUACAAGCAACUACCGUGAUGCAUUUGAAAAAAUAGAAGGAAUUCAAUAUCACACAAAUGACAUUCCUGGAUUCUUUAAAACACAAUUUUAA
This is a messenger RNA of Naegleria gruberi, 1179 nucleotides long. RefSeq lists its product as uncharacterized. The record is from RefSeq and is a predicted model, not a curated record. The transcript has 2 exons. NCBI's taxonomy places the organism in Eukaryota, Heterolobosea, Eutetramitea, Acrasida, Naegleriidae. The coding region runs from base 1 to 1179 and encodes 392 amino acids.